This is a messenger RNA of Phaedon cochleariae (mustard beetle), 8802 nucleotides long. The record is from the annotation of a GenBank genome assembly. Lineage: Eukaryota; Metazoa; Arthropoda; Insecta; Coleoptera; Chrysomelidae.
AUAAACGUAGAAACACGGUGAAGGGAGACAAUACUGAUAUGCGCGCGCCUGUUGGCCAUUUUGUCAUAUUAUAAUUAAUUAACCUUUUGUUGUGAUGUUUCGAGAUGACUUGUCUAAAUAAUAGGUAUUUGUUUGUCUUCGCCUACAGUCAGUGUAUUGAUUUAAAUUACGCUAAUAAUUAUAAUGAGAUAAUUGGAUAAAAUAAAAUGCCACUUAUGUCCUGAAUAACGAUCGUCCCAAGCGACGGCAGCUGACAGAGAGUUAACGUGGAUUAUUGAAACGAUCGUCUGCCGCCGGAACGAUAAACUGGGUGCAGUGUGCUCAAUUUACAUGAUUUCUCAUUGUUGAAGGGUGUUUCAUAGUGUUGGUGUCAUUGCAAUACUCGGAUAUUUGGUAUGCAACGGUUUAGCUCAUUAGAUUUGUCGGAAAUAUGUAGCAAAGUGAGUAAAUAACAAUUAAAAUGUUUACCGUUUCGACCAUCUCAAGAUGGCUGCCGUCGGAAUUCGUUCUGCGUAUCGGAAUAAGAUCGUGAUGUAUUACAAAAGUCUUGAAUUGGAAAAGGAUUCCAGCAUAUUUUCUAGCUUUAUCAUCGAGCACGUUCGUGUUUAAAAAGUUAUUUUCCAGUGAUCCUUCGUUAAUAAAGCGAUUAAACACGUAAGAAAAUUUAUUUAGGCGGGAGUCGUCUUCCGCCGGAUAAUGAUCGUAGAAAAUAACUGAGUUUUUUUCAUCUUUCCGUUGAUACCUUCAAGGCUUCAAACUAUGUGUGAACUCGCGGAAGUAUCUCAAAAAGUCUGGUCAUGCUGGUUUCUAGACGCAAUUACGAAAAUUCGUUCGCAAAAGCAGCGGCCUAGUGUUGAAAGGAUUUGUCAUGCGAUAAGACAACACCACAACAAUUACCACGAAGACGUUAUCGCGGAACAUUUAGAAGCUUCAGUUAAAGAAGGGGCCGUGCUGAAGGUGUUCAACAAAGGCCAGAGUUCCUAUAAAGAUCCAGGUGGCUUGCAGAAUAGGACUUUGAAAAUAGAACAGGGGGUCGAUUUGACGAAAGUUGUGACCAAGGCAGUCCGCGAAUUAGGUGAACGGGACGGUUCUACGUUAAAAUCCGUUGAGAAGUACAUCAGACAGUCUCAUACCAUCGAGGAGACCACCGAAAAUGACCUGAAAGGGGCCAUACGAAGUGCUAUCAAACGCGCGGUUAAUAGAAGUUUCGUCUUGCAAGAUGGUAAAAGCUUCAAAUACAACUACAACCACCAGAGCCCCGGAUUCAAGAAACGGCAAGACGGUUCUAGAAGACUCUCUCAAAAUCCCGAUGACCAGAAUUCACAAAUCAAGAUCCCCGUGCCUCUGCCAAUAUGCACGGAAUGCCUGGGCACGGAGUCCAAGAACCGGCACGGCGCCUUCGAGAAGUUGAGCGGUUGCGACGAGUGUGGCGCUCUGCGGAACUACCAUCUCGACUGUCUCGAUCCGCCGGCGGAAAAGAAGCCCAAGUGCCCGUGGCGGUGUCGGUACUGCCUCGGCCAUCAUCAGAAUGCGCCGAAGGCAAGGAAGAGCGAGCCGGGCAGCGCGGUUAGAAAAAAGAUCGACAAGGUUCGUGAGAAGUUGAAGGAGAAGAACCAGAAAUCAAAGGAAAGUGCGACAAUUUCGACACCGACUUCAGCACCUUCAGUUAUCCCCACCGACCAAGACAACAUGAAUUGCAAGAAUCAAGAUUCCACACCUUUCGACGAGAGCGACGCUGUCAGCGAGAAUGAGGGUACGCCAAAUCCCACCAGAAACACACAUCCUCUUCAUAAAUCCACUUCUACUCCCGUCCCCCAUGACACAGACCAAUUACUGCAGGCCAACGAUCGCAUGUCCAAAGAAAAACAGAAGUUUUUCAGAAGUUCUGUCUUCAACGAGGAAAAGAAGAAGAUCAAAAAAUCUCAACCUUCGAGAAAGUCCACUAGAAACGACAAUCCCGAAAAUAAAGUUGCUGUUGCUAGUGAUCAGAAAGUUGAAGCUGUCAAAAACUUGGAGAACAAUGCUUCGAAAACUAGAUCGAACAAAAAAGUAGCAACACACAAGAAAGAUGACACUAAACAACAGACAAAACCGAAACAAGCCAAGAGAAAGCCAAGCCCGAAACCUCAAAACCCUGAAGAAGAGGGAGAAGAAAGUGCCUUGGACGAAGAAGAAGAUAGCUCAUCCGAGGAUGAUUCUUCUUCCGGGUCCUCCUGCUCCUCAGAAUCCGAUACAGACUCUUCCGUCGCCAACUCAGAUUCCAUGACGAGCAUCAGAAACGUCAAAAUCCCGGAAUCUUUUUGCGCGAAUAGCGACACCAAAAAGACCUUCGGCACUUUGGGGGGCAUCACCGUAGACAAAGACACCCCCUGGGGCUUCGCUGCCGAAGCCAACAAAAAACCACCCGACAAACCCACCGAGAAUCUUUUUAUAACAGCCCUGAAAGAAGAAGGUCUAAUCAAAGACGCCGAAGACAAGGCUCCGGGCUUCGGCCAGUUGAAGGGGCUGUUUGAUGGCCUUUCGCAUUUUUUUUCGGCCCCUUCCGAGAGCAGAGCCAGUCGCACUCAGCCCAACUACAACCCUAACAGAAGAAAACAGAAGCAGGAGGAAGAAGAAGUCGAAGACGCGAAGAGCAAGGACGAGGAAGUAGAGACACCGAGAAAGACCGAUGCGAAAGCGAAAACCGAGAAAGCGAAAAGCAAGGUCGCUUGUGAGACGUCGAACUCGAAGGUGGAGACUAAGGCCGAGCAAAAAAUGUCGGAUCCGCCCGAGUCAGCGCCAUCUUCCCCUAGAAGCGAGCUGACGCCUUCGGGAUUGGUCAAGACGGCCGUGAACUCGAAACAGCACGAGACUAGGAAGUCGAUAAAGUCGGAGAGUGCAAAGGGCAGUGCGAUAUGCGCGCCACAAAAGGCGAAAAAACGCGGUCAAAGUUCGGCUGCUGAUGUCUCGUUUAACGACAGUCUGACGGUCGAGCCGAAGCUGCAGACGCUGCCACCAGGCGUCACCCAAAAGGACGUCGAAACGUUCAGGGAGACAAGGGAGCGGGCGGCGGCGGCAACGGCGGCGCUGCUGCUUGCCGCCCCCGAGUCGGCUGCCCCCACAACACCCGCCCCUGCUCCCGCCCCUGCUGUCCCUUCCGAAGGCGGGAUCGGGGCGGUGUUGGGGUGCCCUGCCGCUAUAGAAUUCGGCAAAUACGAGAUCCAGACCUGGUAUUCCAGCCCCUUUCCGCAGGAGUACGCGCGAUUGCCGAAACUGUUCCUCUGCGAGUUUUGCCUCAAAUAUACGAAGAGCAAGGCUGUACUAGAGAGGCACCAAGACAAGUGCACGUGGCGACAUCCUCCCGCUACCGAAAUUUACCGCUGCAAGGAGCUGUCAGUGUUCGAAGUCGACGGCAACGUCAACAAGAUCUACUGUCAAAACUUGUGCCUGCUGGCCAAGCUGUUCCUCGACCACAAGACCCUUUAUUACGACGUCGAGCCCUUCCUGUUCUACGUGCUGACGGUGAACGACAAGAAGGGCUGCCACCUGAUCGGGUACUUUUCCAAGGAGAAGCACUGCGUGCAGAAGUACAACGUGUCGUGCAUCAUGACGAUGCCGCAGUACCAGCGGCAGGGGUACGGCAGGUUCCUCAUUGAUUUCAUUUCCUACUACGCCUACUGGAAAUCCGUCGUGCUCGAAUACCUCAACGACCACCGCGACGAAAAACUCGACUUAACCGCCAUCAGCAAAUCCUCCGGCAUGUAUUGCCACGACAUCGCUUUAGCCUUGCAAUUGCUCGGCUUCAUCAAGUAUUUGCCGACAGACGAGGGAGAAAAGUCAGUUAUUUGUGUGGAUUGGGCCAAAGUUGACAGCCAUGCGGAGCGAGUUUCUAAAUCAAAAACGCGCAUCCCGAUCGAUUACGAGUGUUUGCGCUGGACGCCCCUAGUUUCCUCCGCUAUAAACCCCUUCAGGCGAGAACCCAAAUCAGACGAGGAAAAAGACCAAAGUCCCGUAAAAGAAACGGCGGACAUUGUGGUACCGAUGCAGGAGAAGAUAAUAAUCGAGACACCGGGCGUGAAGUUGAAAAGAGGGAAGAAGCGGAGGAUUUCGGUCGCCCCGAAGACCCCGAGAGCCGCCAAGACUCCGGUGGUGGUUCCGGUGGAGAGUUCCGGGAACGUCGAAGAGGUGGAGAUCACGUCGUCGGGCAGGAAGCGGACGCGACCGAGCAAGUUCAACGAGACGACUUUCGCGGACGCCAAGCCGAAAACGACUGUUGCGGACGCCAAGACGAAAACGACUGUCGCGGACGCGAAACCGAAAGUGGUCGAGGAAAGUGUGGGGAAGAGGAAGCGUGGGGAGGAGGCUUCGGAGAGGAAGAGGGCGAAAGUUGAGGAGGAUAAGGCUGAGAAGGUGGAGGAGGGUGGGACGGCUGAUGUGAGGACUCCUCGAAGGGGUGCUGCCAGAGUGGCCGAACAAACUCCGAAGACGUCGCAGACGGUUGACGAGCUCUCCAAGUUGACCACACCAAAUUCCAACAAUAGACCAAAGAGACUUGCUGCUACGAAAGAAAAAGUCGUAGGUGAACGAUGGUCUCAGAGACGGGUCAAGAAACAGCGAGAAUUGGAGGAGAAAGAAAAAGAAGCUAAAGACUCAGACAUACCCAAAACCGAAGAGACUGUUGCUUUGGAAGAACCUCCAAAACUGGAAAAACCAGUCGAAGUUAAGGAGAACAAGGAACCAGCAGAAGAAUCCAUCGAUGUCACCCCAGUCGCACCUCAGCAGGCUCAGAAACGUGUGAGAACAGUCAAGAAAAAACGAGGCUGGGUGAAGGGUAGAGCUCGAGGAAAACUCUCAGACAAAAAACAAUUGAUUUUGCCUGAUCUCAUCAAGAAUAUGCUUCGGAAGGAUAGCGAGAGCGAAUCAGUGAUUUCCGAUAAGUCAGACAUGGAAACUAUGGAAAAAGAAGUCCCGAACACGAAUACACCCCAGUCCCCGGAAAAGGAGAGGGUCAAAAAUAGGAAGGAAGAAAAAAUCAGGAGAGCCUCGAGAAUAUCCACCGAGGAAGAUUCCAGCGCUGAAGCCGAUGACGAAAUGGAAAACGACGAGCUACCAGUGCAAAAAGAAAUUUCUCCCAACAGCAAAUACAAAUUCACCAAAACCACCCCUACGAAAGAUAAAAACAACGCUGCGGCACACGUUCAGAAAACGCCACCCAAAAUUAGCGAAGAACUCAAAACUAUUUCGCCGAAAGAAAAACUCAACUCGCCGUUGUAUACGACAACUUCCGAAUCCGAGAUGGAAAUCGACGGUCAAAAAAUCAAAACCAUUUCUCGAAGGGAAGUCUACGAGAACAAUCUGACGAUGGCGCGCAUGAAACAGGCAGAAACGAUUUCUCUACCCGUCAAAGAAGAGCCGAAAAUUAUCGAAAGCGAACAGCAGGUAGCUCCCUCUAGUGCCCUGGAAAUUGAGAAGGAAAUUGUUGAGGAAAUAUCGUUGGAUGCUGGAAAUUCGUCAGUGGAAUCAGGAAGGAAGUCCACCGAUAUGGAAAUCGAGAAAAUGGAACAUAAUGAAACGAACACCAUCAUAACGCCCGACCGAAAAUCGCCGGUCAAAGAAAUGCAACUGGUUGAUGAAAUGCAACAGGUUGAUGAAGUGCAACAGGUUGAAAGAGUGCAGCAGGUGGAAAGAGUGCAACAAGUUGAAGAAGUUCAACAGGUUGAACAAGUGCAACAGGUCGAAAACGUGCAACAGGUCGAAAGAGUGCAACAGGUCGAAAAAGUGCAACAGGUCGAGAAAGUACAACAGGUCGAGAAAAUUCAACAGGUUGUGAAAGUGCAACAUGUUGAUGAAGUGAAAAAAGUGGAGGAAAUUGUACCUCUGAUGGAGAAUAAACAGGAUACUGAGAAAAUAGUUCCUCGAAAAUGUGAAGCUGUCGACGGCAAUACUUAUGCACCGCAAGAAGAGAAGAAAACUGCACUAGAUCCUAAUAUUGUACUUGUGCCAGAAAGUGAUAAGGAGCCUGUACCAUUCAAUGACAUAAAUAAGGUGGAUGCGCCAGUCGAAAAUAUAAUUAUACCGCUAUCGGAAAAAAUCGGCGUUAAGAAGGAGGUUCACGAAACGCCUUUAGUAAUCAGCCACCCGGUAGAAAUACCGACGACUUCAAACCAAGCAAUCAAUCAAGUUCACACUGCAGACGUCGCAACUUCAAGCCAAAGAACCGCAGAAGUCGCAACUUCAAGCCAAAGAACCGCAGAAGUCGCAACUUCAAGCCAAAGAACCGCAGAAGUCGCAACCUCAAUCCAAAGAAGAGAAGAAACAAUACAAGAAAUUGUGGCUGAGAAAUUCGUGGAAAAACUGGAACAAAACUACUCGCAGAAAGAGAUGGCACAUAUUGGGCAUGAUACCAAGCCGGAUGUGCAAGAAUUCAAGAAAGUCUCGACUAGUGAACCGCAAACUGAAACACGCGUGAUCCACAACAGCAAUCACAAUAUCGUGCCCUCUGAAUUCGUCAGCGAAAAACUCAUCACAACAAGUCAACAUUCAAUGAUGGGCAAUCAGUAUAACGAACAAUCAGUGAUCAAAAAACAGGUCAUGGAAAGAACAUUGCCUCGGUUACCAGCUCAACAACCUUCAUCACAACAGAAUCCCAUUCAAUCACAUCCAAACCAAGUCCAACAACCAUUGCCUCAGCAACAGAAUACCAUCCCGGUUUGCCAUCAGAGUCAAGGAAAUCAGUCGAUUUACGUACAGCCAGAGCAACAUUUGCAAAGUACAAAACAUGCUUCUGCAAUGCCUCAACAAGGAAAUGCCAUCCCUGAAAAGUCUUCUCCUAAAGAACUGAAACAGCCCACUCAAAUGAACCCGAAGGAAGUGAGGUUAAAGGAGGAACAGAAAGCAGCUGCAAAACAAGAGACAAUCAGAUCGGAGAGCAGAUCUAAACCGGAAAAGUACGAGGAGAAACGUUACCACCAAAAAAUUCCCCACGAAGAAAAACCCACCUACGACAUACAAAAAAUGCACAUGGACAGCGAAAGUCUGCUCGCCAAUGCCAUAGCCACUCAAAACUACCAUCACAUGACGCAAGCGCAACUGCCUUGGCAAUGGGACAGGCUAACCUGGGGCAAAAGUAUCUACUAUGACAACAAAAGGGAUUUCCAAGGUUACCACAUGAUCCCCCAGUUCGCUCCUUUGGACAUGCUUCCCAAACAGCCCAGUUGCGAAAAGGAGAAACACGUCACCAAAUCGCACAAACAUUCGAGUCAAAGCAGCAGCUCAAGAGCCAGAGACCCCUCAAGAGAAAAACACCCCUCUCCCAGAAAAGAAGAGAGAAGCAAGCAAAAACCUGAACAAGAUGCUUAUAGUUCGAUGAAAAUGAGUAACGAAUUACCGAAACCCGCUAGCUGCUCAUACAACAUGCCUAAAACCGACCCAAAUCCAACUAACUCGAAUAUGGAGAAGGCCAAGAACAAAUCCGAGAUCGAGCAAAAACACGAUUCGCACCAGCAGCAGAUGCAACACUCUGUCAAACAAAACGACCUACCGUCGAUGGGCGUGUACCCGCCCGACUCCGCGACCAAUCCCGUGCUCGGUAUGCACUACGCCCAAUGCGAAAUGGAUCCCGCCCCUCUAACGCUCGACUCCUCCCCCGCCUCCGUUUCCCCGCCCUCUCAAACCACGCCCCAAACCAACUACGACUGCUCUGUGCAGCACAACAUGCAACAAACCAACCAGGCCAUGCAAAUCACCCACAAACGCCAAGCGCAGUCGCAAAGGAACCGAUCGAACACGCCUUCUAAUAAAACGCACAACAUGCAUCGUUCAACUCCGCCCACUGCCGUGGCGCAACAGGUGGCGCAACAGGUAGUGCAGCAGCGGGCCACGCCUCCUUGCGCCGCCCAACAGCAAAUGCAGCACAUGCAACAGCAACAGCAGCAGCAGCAUAACUCGCAGCACCUGCACCACCAGGUGGUGCACCAGAGUUACCAGUAUCAGCAUCCGCACCACCCGCAUCACCAUCCCGUGAUAAGUCAGGCGAACUAUAUCCCUCUGGCCGUUAGUACGCAGGCGUUUCCCUCGCAAUCUACCAGCUCGUGCGUCAAUGUCUCGCCGAUGACCACCGUCAUUCAGCACGGUAUGGGCGGCCAGCAGAGCGUCAGCCCUUCUAAUGCCCAGCAAAAGAUGGCGGUCAGCCCGAGCGCCAACUUCUACAUACAGACCAACGCGCACGCGCAUGCCCCAGGCCCCGCCUCUACGCCGUCGCCCAAUCAGCGAGGCGCGCAGGGCAACGCGAGCUGCAGCCUGGCCAAGCUGCAGCAGCUGACCAACGGCCUGGAGGGGUGCAACGCGAUGAGCCCCUCCCCCUCGGGGAUGACGUUGACUCCGCCCCCGCAUGCCACGCCCUCGCCUACUACGCACCAGAUGAUGCAGAAUCAGGGCGGAGGGAGGAAUUUGACGCCGCCUACGGUGGUUCCUGCGAAUCUGCAGCAACAGACGAACAUGAACGUGAACCAACUCAGCGGUGCCGUAACGCCCCCUAUCGGCCAAAACCUGACCCGGCCCGGCAGGAACGCCACCAACGUCGCCGCCAUGCAACACAUGCAAACAUACAACAUGAACGGCUACCCGAUGGCCACACAGCAAUCCCCGGGGGCCGUAACAGGCUACAUCACCAACACGGCCGGCUUCAAUCAGAUCCCCAUGCAGAUGAUGGCGCAGACGCAGUACCAGGACCCUGCGGCCUUGCAAAGAGCGCAGCAGAACCCCAUGUACCGGACGUACUUUAAUAAUAUCAUGCAACCGUUGAACGGGACGAUGAGGCGUUGA